AUGAGUAAAAAAAACAAUAAUAAAAUGAAUUCUCUUCAAAUAUCAAAAACUGAAUUUGAUACAAUUAAAUCAAAAGCUGUUGUCAAAUAUUCUUCAGUUCUUCGACCACCUAAUUUUGCUCAUCUUCAAUGUAACACUGAUCUAAAUCUACCUCCUUCAAAUUGGUUAAGCAGUGCAGCUGAAUCUUAUGGCUUACGACACAUGUUAUCUCAUUCAGAUGGAUUUUCUAGUUUUCAAAUGGCUCACAUGUUUCCAGACUGCAUUGGGGAAGUUGAUGUUGUGUCAGAUGCUGAAAAUAUAAAACGACUAUUAAAAAUACCCUACAGUAACAAAUCGGUGAGCAUGAUGGUUCAUAGGAUUGAAAAUACAUUGCUUCUAGACGAAUUUGAUGUUCACAAACAUUUGAUGGUGCAAACAGAGGAUGACUGGGAAUGGCUGAGAAAAUUUUUCUACGGUCAUAUUUUAGAAUCAUUUGAUAGAAAAGAGAAAUGUAUAACACACAAAGUGAACACUUUUGAUGUUAUACAACAAAGAAGUUUGAUCUCAAAGUUCUUACAUUAUAGCAUUGCUGAGUCAUCAAAUUCCAACAAUGAUUACCAAUUACCAAAUAAAAUUUUACCAAGUCCACCUUCUUCAUCAGCUCCUCCUUUACCAGAACCUACGCCAGAAGAAGAAUUCCCCGAUGAUCCUAAAACACAUCGAUUAUUCAACCAAAAUGUUUUAUGGAAUUUUGAAGAUCUGCGAAUGUUACUUGGUACAGAUUUACCAAUUUUUGGAGGUGGCACUUAUCCUUGCAUAAGUCUGAGAUUGAGAGAUAUGUCAAAACCCAUAAGUGUGUUAACUGGGAUUGAUUAUUGGUUAGAUAAUUUGAUGUGCAAUGUUCCUGAAGUUGUAAUGUGUUAUCAUUUAAAUGGCAUUGUUCAAAAGUAUGAGUUAGUAAAAACUGAAGACUUGCCAUAUAUGAAUGAUUCAACAUUUUCACCUAAAGUCAUCAGAGAUGUCGCACAAAAUAUAUUAUCAUUUUUAAAGUCAAAUGCCACAAAAGCUGGACAUACGUACUGGUUAUUCAAAGGGAAAAAUGACGAUGUAGUGAAACUUUACGAUUUGACAUCAUUAUGUUCUGAAUCAUUAGUCGAAGGACGCUGUGAAGGUCAAAAUCCAUUUACUGUUCCUGUCGCUAUGUUGUUAUAUCGCGUUGCUCGGAAUUUAAAGCACAACCCAGAUGUUGGAAUACCAUCUAGUCCAAUUACUAUCCAAAUGUUGCUAAACAAUUGUUUAAAAUUAUUAAAUAAAACAAAGUACCCUCAAAUUGUUACAUCCGUAAACUACAUGUUAUCUGACCUCUAUAUCCCAGUUAAUACCAAUCCCACAUCGCCUAAACUAGAAGAUUUAACUAAUAUUGGUGAAGAUUCUCUCACAUCUCAUGUUGAUUCUGAUGACGAUUCAUCAUUUGGCUCUGAUGAUGAAUCUCCCACCUUUUCUGUUGAUGUACAUGAAUUAUGUUUAUCACACAAAAAAAAAAAAAAACCUACAAAACAUAAGUUUCCUCGAUCAGAACCUGUAGUAAAGACGUUGGAAGAGCGUUGUAAAAAAGCGUUAUAUCAUGUCGGUUGUGGCUUAAGUUGUUUACAGUAUUUUAAGAAUCUUAAUCCACAGUGUACUGAUGAAGAUAAUAUGAAAAAGUUUGGGGAUAAACCUAAAAUGGCAUCAUCAUCCAAUGCAAUUCCUAUGCCAUAUUUUGUUUCUGAAAUGGAUCAACAAAUGAAAGAAGAUGAAAAAGUUGUCAACAAAGGCAUAAAAAAUAAAAACCGCAAACAUAAUAAAGCUAAUAUUGUUGUUGAAAAUGAUGAUGACACUAAAAAUGUUCCUAGCACAUUACUCUGUAAAUCUAUUGCUGAAACUAUGCCCACUUGGCAUAAUCCACCCGAUGCUAAAGACAGUGAUUCAUGGAAACAACACUUACGGGUGUUACUUUAUGAAAAAGCAUGUUUAUCCUAUGCUGCAUUAGCCGAAUAUGAGUUUACUUGUAACAAGUAUGGAAUAGCGUUGAAACACUUUCGAUCUGUAUUUGAAUGUCGUCUAUGUAUUAUUAACAACAACAUCAACGACCUAUUUGGAUUUUUAUUAGGACGUUGUGGUGAUUGCUGUUUGUUGAUUGCUCAAAACUGGGAUAAAGCUCAACAAUACACAGAUGAGUUAAAAACUGAUGAAAAUUAUGAUAUAGAAAUAAGAGAAGCAUUGCAAAGCGAAUGUGACAGUUGCACACAAGAAGAUUUCAAUUUAAUACCACGAUUGUUUGAGUCAAAAGAGGAUAUGUUGAAUGCAGCAGCUAAUUGUUAUGGACGUUCUUUAGAUUUAGAAACAAAUGAAAAAAACAAAAAUAAUCUGAACAGAAGAAUUGGUAAUGUUUACAAUGAAAUCACAUCAGGAUACAUAGACGAAAUUGCAACUGCUUUAAGAGAUAAAAUUGAGUUAACUCCUUCAAGAUUGCAAUGGCUUCUAAAACAAUCCAAACAUUAUUUGUCCAAGGGGAUUGAUAAAUUUGAAAGUACUGAAGAUUUAAUUAAUCUCGCUUUGUUGUAUUCGAACAUGGGCCGCUUAUAUAGACACGUGUCUUAUUAUUCAUCACAAUACAUGGUUUCCUUAGGAGAAUUUUUAAAAGAUGAGGAUUUUACUAACAAGGCUGUCGAAAGCUACAUGAAAGGUCUGGCAGUGCUGGGCUGCCGUCGUUUUAAUCCAAAACUCUGGGACAUGGUUUGUUGGGACUUAUCAACAACUAUUUACAAUAUGGCUAUACAAUCUCAAGAUGAUCCAUCUGUAUUCAGUGAUAGGGUUGAAGCUGAGAAAGAAGUUAUCAGUUUACUCUUGAAAGCUUUAAAAUAUUGUGAUUUGGAAAAUGAUUCGUCUAGAAAAUUGUUGUACGAAUUCCGGGCAGCAUAUAUUCAUGACCGACUAGCAUCUUUAUAUCACCAUCGUUUAAGGUGUUUGGAAGUGGAUAUUCCAAAGUUUAAAAGUACCCUUCAUCAGUGUACAUCUCAUUAUAAUCGUGCAUAUGAAAUGUUUUAUAAAAUGGAUCGUCCAUUGGAGUGUCUUGAAAUACUCAUCAAAAACAUUGCUUUAGAUGAGCUUCAAAUUGACAGUGCAACAAAUUCUCAAUCCAAAGUUAAAUUUAUUAUGUCCAUCACACAAACUUUAGGAAAAUGUAUUUCUAUAUUAAAAAUGUUAGCAGAAAAUAGUAUUGAUGAGGGCAAGGAAAAAUAUUCAGAUGAUCAUAAUGAUAGUCUUGACAAGACAGAUCGGAAUGGUGACGAUGACCAAGAUAGUGAAAUGAAAAAAAAAAAGUUGUUAAAACUUUUAGAAGAAAGAUUACAGCAUAUAUUGAAGUCAAUGAUCAAGCUGGCUAUGGCAAAAUCAUCAAAGUUGACCAAUAAAACAAACGAAUUAAAAACAAUCUAUGGGGAAUUGCUGCGAAAAAGUACUGACGCUGAUGAUUUUUCACAUUUACUCAGAGUUGUAACACAGAUAUCAGAAUUAAGCUUCUAA
Messenger RNA from Macrosiphum euphorbiae (potato aphid), 3543 nucleotides. The record is from the annotation of a GenBank genome assembly. Lineage: Eukaryota; Metazoa; Arthropoda; Insecta; Hemiptera; Aphididae.